Photinus pyralis (common eastern firefly) is the source of this 2015-nucleotide messenger RNA. Its product is annotated as probable cytochrome P450 4aa1. NCBI's taxonomy places the organism in Eukaryota, Metazoa, Arthropoda, Insecta, Coleoptera, Lampyridae. The record is from RefSeq and is a predicted model, not a curated record. Bases 489 to 1961 code for a protein of 490 amino acids. The transcript has 10 exons. Gene Ontology annotation, molecular function: monooxygenase activity; iron ion binding; oxidoreductase activity, acting on paired donors, with incorporation or reduction of molecular oxygen.
UAUUGUGUCAUGCAAUAGUUAAACUGUAUUUGAGUCACAUUUUUACUUGCUGAUUCUAUUUGGUUAUUUGUAUGGCCGCCCGGUGUUCCCUUUUUUUUCCCAAGUGAGCUCAAACUUGGAACACAACAGUUCAUGUGUUUCUCCUGGUAAUCCAGGUUUCAACCAACGUUUUAGCACAUUAUACCUUCACUGAUAAACUGCGUACCUUGCCAAUAGGAAAAAAAUACUUAAUUUGCUUAAUAUGACGCUUCUGUGGUCAAAGAGCGCUGCCUAGCAUUAAAUGUUACAAAGUUCUCCGUGCCUACCUAUAUACAAACUGGAAAUAUAAAUAUGGUUGUUAGAUGAAGCGGUGUGCGACAAUUGUAAGCAAUAAGAUCAAGGCGAACGGCGUCAAAUCAGUAACCAUAAAAGCCAAUCAUAGAAAUUAAAUUAAAAUACGCAAUAAUAAUUCUAUAAUCACCGUGCAAUACGCAUACGAUAUCGCAACGAUGAAGAAUACAGUUUUCUCGACUUGGGCGUCCGUAAUCAUAAUCGCGUUGAUUUUGGCAUAUCUGCUGAUCAGGCUAUUUAAAUUGGAGAACUGGCUCCGGGCCGUACGUUUGGUUCUUAGCCUACCGAGACCUCCGGCGGUUCCGGUUUUUGGUAACGUUUUAAUGGUCAAAAAUUGCACCGAGUUCCUCGACUUCUUAAUCAAUUCCAAUCGUUAUUACGGGCUACUAACUGGAGCGUGGAUUUCUGUGAUACCGAUCGUUGUCAUUAUCGAUCCUGAGCACGCUCGCAAAAUUUUGCUCAACACGAAAGAGACUCAGAAGAACUUUAUUUAUACGUUUAUGGAUACGUUUUUGGGACAUGGAUUGCUCACUACCAGCGGGACGAAAUGGAGAACGCACCGAAAACUUAUACAACCCUUCUUCCACUUGAAUACAUUAAAUUUAUUCAUCAACACAUUCGCCGAGUCCUCCGAAAUCCUUGUACAGGAGCUCCGGGGCAAGUCGGAGGUCAAAAUGUCCACAUUCAUUAACGUCGUCGUGCUGAAGAUCCUGCAUCGUGCGUUAAUGGGAAUACCCGUUCAUGAUCACGACACUCAAGCCAUUUCCCCGUUUAACAAAGGUCAUCUCGUCGUGCUGCAAAGAUUAACACGGCCCUGGUACAUACUCGACAAUAUUUACAAAUUUUCGUCAAUUUCCAAAUACGAAUCGACACAGAGAUUGACACUGAAGGAGUUUGCGAAGAAGAUUUUAGACGAACGUCGCGCGAACGUCGGCAAAGGUGAAUGGUGCCUUUUGGAUUCGUUAAUUAAAGUUUCAGAAACAAAUCCGCACUUUGAUGAUAAGAACAUUGUCGACGAAAUAUGCACGUUUAUGCUUGCCGGCCAAGACUCCGUUGGAUCGGCCACAUCAUUCACGCUGUACAAUUUGGCGAAACAUCCCGAAAUCCAGCAGAAUGUCGUGGAUGAAUUGGACGCGGUGUUUCGCGAUUACGGAGGAAUUAACGGGGAAAGUCUGAAUAAAAUGGUGUACUUGGAACAAUGUAUAAAGGAAACGUUAAGAUUAUACCCGAGCGUCCCAGUUAUUUCUAAGAAGUUGGUGGAAGACGUCCAGCUAGGAAAGUACACCUUACCGAAAGGCUUAAAUGUACUUAUAUCCCUAAUUGGCAUGCAGCGAUUGGAGGACUACUACCAAAAUCCAAACAAGUUUGAUCCAGAACGAUUCGCACCAGGCAAUCAAAAAGGUCUAAAUCAGAAUGCCUUUAUUCCGUUCAGCGCAGGACCUAGAAAUUGUGUAGCCAAUAAAUUCGCGUUAAUGGAAAUGAAAGCUAUAAUCGCAAUGGUUUUACGUCACUUUAAAAUUACACUGCCUCCCGAUUAUCAACUGCAACUACGGUAUAGGGUAACACUAAGGGCCAGGGGUGGAAUUCGGCUUAGAUUGCAACCACGAGAACAAAGUGAUCUCCGACAAUAGUGUUUGUAUCGAGUUUACAAAAAAUAAAGUUUCAAGUAUGGUGUUAUUCAUUAA